This is a messenger RNA of Musa acuminata AAA Group (dessert banana), 1373 nucleotides long. RefSeq lists its product as uncharacterized. Gene Ontology annotation, molecular function: protein binding. The record is from RefSeq and is a predicted model, not a curated record. NCBI's taxonomy places the organism in Eukaryota, Viridiplantae, Streptophyta, Magnoliopsida, Zingiberales, Musaceae. The annotation marks the transcript as partial. The transcript has 2 exons.
AUGAACCCUCCGCUCGAGAUCGGCAUCGUGGGUGAGGAGAAGCCCGUAACCGGAAGCUGUCGGCUUCCCGACGACUUGCACGAAGAGAUCCUGUCCUACCUCCCCGCGAAGACAUUCUUCAGACUCCAACCUGUCUGUAAGUCCUUCCACGAGCUCUCGGAAAAGUCUGAUUUCCUCCAUUCACAAUCAGAUCUCUGCAAAGCCGUCUCCGGAUUCUUCGUCAAGAUCCGCAAUGCCUUCAAUUCCUUUCUCCUCGUUGACCCCUACGCCGGCGUGCCAAGAACCUUUGGCAAAUUCUUGAGCAAGAACAACGGCUUCAUCCUUGGGUCAGCUGACGGCCUUGUCUUCGUCAUGCACGACAACCGCCGGGCGGCCACCCGUAGCUUAUAUGUCUACAACCCGGCUCGUAGGACUCGGUGUCAUCUACGCGCACCUUCGGACUUGUGUCCGGGGGGUGGCAUCGCGGUGAACUUCAUGAACGAUGGGGACAUGACGAAAGACUACAAGCUGGUGUACCUCUCAUCAACCUGGGUGUGGUACUCGUUGCGCCGCUGCCAGGUCUACGACUCGGUGGCCAAGAAGUGGACGAUGGACAAGCGUCUCGACUUUGGAGGGGGCGCAAUAGAUUUGGAUCACCCGGUGGUCCACGACGAGACCAUAUUCUGGGUGUCGGCGCGGGAAACGUGCAGGAUGAUUAAUGCGUACGUCGUCGCCUUCGACCUGAGGACUGAGUGCACGCAGAUCAUCCGACCGCCGGAAAGAAUGAACAUCGAUCCCUCCGACACCAUUGGGAUCGGCAAGUGGGAGGGAAAGUCGGUUUGCCUGAUUCAUUACCGUCUGUCUUCUCGGGUGUUCGCUCUAGAGCUGCUGGAGAAGAGUAACAACGGUGGGAUACGCUGGGUGACGGCGCAUGAGAUAAGCUCGGACCGGAUGGGGUUCAAGAAACCACUCAACGUGCUGUCCACCAUGCUGUGUGAGGUGGCGACGACUACGCUACUUGUUUUCGCCACACAUGAAGAUGCAUACACCUACAGUAUAAGGGAUGGAGAACUCAAGAAGCUGUCGUACCACAACAAUGUCAUCUCCGGCUUCUUUCCUCACGACCGCGACUUUUCUGGACCCUUCUUCCUCGUUGACCCCUACGCCGGUGUGCCCAGAAGCCGCCUCGAAUUCUUGUUCCGCAAAGGCAAAAUCGUUGGGUCAGCUGGUGGCCUCGUCUUUGUGUUGCAUAGGAAAGAUGGUGCGUUAUGCGUCUACAACCCGGCCCGUGGUACUCGGUGCCAGCUACCCUCCCCGCCGAGCAAGUAUUGUACAUGGGGUGGCAUCGCGGUGAGAUUCAUGAACGAUGGAGAUGGGGUGACGAAAAGCUACAG